Messenger RNA from Rotaria sp. Silwood1, 492 nucleotides. NCBI's taxonomy places the organism in Eukaryota, Metazoa, Rotifera, Eurotatoria, Philodinida, Philodinidae. The record is from the annotation of a GenBank genome assembly.
AUGAAUGUGAACAGUUUAAAUGAUGUUGAUCCGUUCUAUCCAACAGGAACCAUUGCAGCCGAAUCGGUUGACGCAUGUUUAGGACAUCCAAAUCCACAGAAUACUUAUCAUUAUCAUAUGGCAUCAGGCUGUGCAUUGAGUCCACCAUCAGGUACUAUUUCAUCAUGUACAGCAACUUCUAGUUGCAAUUCAAACGUUGCCGCCUAUGGUAUAUCAUUGUUUAACUCUUAUCGCACUUUGACAGUAAUUGGAAUAGCUAAAGAUGGUCAUGUUAUUUACGGACCUUAUGACUCAACUGGGACAGAAGUAACAAGUGGCUACGACAUUUGCAAUGGUAUGUUCUAUAAUUCAGCUGGCGAGUACGCCUAUUUCGCGACACGAAAAUUCCCGUAUAUAACUGGAUGCUUUGGCCCCGGAAGCUAUCCCAGUGUUUCCGUGAAUUGUUCAACAAAUGCACCAUCUUCAUACUCAAAAUCAAGUUAUGCUGGUUAA